AAACUAAAGCAAACAACACCCUUCCUUUAUAUUUAUCCUUCGUUGCAGGCCCAUAGCUCAUACUCGAAGUGAAGAACAACGAGAAAAGGGGAGGGAAGAGAGAAAAACGAGGUGUGUGAGAGAGAGAGAUGGAGUGUGUUUUCGGACUUGUUGGGAAUGGAUUCGCACUGGUGGUGUCGGAUACUUCGGCAGUAAACAGCAUAUUGGUUCAUAAAUCGAACGAAGACAAGAUAAUGGUCCUCGACUCUCACAAGCUUAUGGGCACCAGCGGAGAGCACGGUGACAGAGUUCAAUUCACGGAGUAUAUACAGAAGAACGUAGCUUUGUAUCAGUUCCGUAAUGGGAUCCCGUUGACUACGGCUGCUGCUGCGAAUUUCACCCGCAAUGAGCUCGCCGUCGCCUUGAGAAAGAAUCCAUACUCUGUCAACAUACUUUUGGCUGGCUAUGACAAGGAGACUGGCCCAUCACUAUACUACAUUGACUACAUUGCGACACUGCACAAAAUCGAGAAAGGGGCGUUUGGUUAUGGAUCCUAUUUCUCUCUGUCCAUGAUGGACAGACACUACCACAGUGGGAUGUUGGUGGAAGAAGCAAUUGAUUUGGUUGACAAAUGCAUACUGGAGAUCAGGUCCCGGUUGGUUGUGGCGCCACCAAAUUUUGUGAUCAAGAUAGUUGACAAGGACGGAGCGAGGGAAUAUGCCUGGCGUGAAACCAUUAAAGAUGCUGAUGUUUCAUCAGCCUGAGCACAUUUUGUUCGUUUCACUUGGACCAUCUACCCUUGUUUUUGGUUCCUCCAAAAUGGGGUAUUGUCCUGUUCAUGGAAAAAGAACUUUUUUUAUGCUUUCUUAACUGUUCAAAACUGUUGAAAUGUCAUGUAUACAUGCAUUAUUAUGGUUGUAGCCCCAGAGGGGAGUUGAGCUAAGGCGAUGGACAUCGAAGGACUGGUAACUUGGUAGGUUUAUUUGGAAAUUUAGAAUUUUGUUGUUGUUGGGAAUAGGAAAGAUAUAUUACAUUUUAA
Molecule: messenger RNA, 1018 nt
Organism: Telopea speciosissima
Lineage: Eukaryota; Viridiplantae; Streptophyta; Magnoliopsida; Proteales; Proteaceae
Product: proteasome subunit beta type-2-B-like
Exons: 3
Coding region: 129-743 (204 amino acids)
Biological process (GO): proteasomal protein catabolic process
Cellular component (GO): cytosol; proteasome core complex, beta-subunit complex; nucleus
Molecular function (GO): peptidase activity
Source: RefSeq, a predicted model, not a curated record